UGAGUACUGCAGUUAUGAAGAACACCGCAAAACGGCAAUGUGCCUCGUGGAACAUGGAGCAUUAUUAAUAAAAGACAACGUAAUGUACAUAUACAAAUAAGAAUGCAUCAUCAAAAGGAUACCAGUCAAUGGCUUUAAUACAACAACUGUAUAUCAGGAGGCACUACUACUAGAAACAUUUCAUGUGUUUAAAACAAACAUGAGAAAUAUCAAAUCUAAAAAAAAAUAAAAAUAUGUAAUACCGGUACCCUACAAAUAUUUUUUUUUUAUUAUUAUUUUGUACCAAUAAAUUUAGUGAUAACAAAUUAUCGUAAAAUUAUCUUGAUGCUAAUAGUGUUGCUGUAUACUUUGAAAAUAUUAUUUUGCUAUAUUUUAUGAAUAUUAUUAUUAAAUUAAAAUGUAUUUAUUAAUUUUGAUUUGGAUUCUUUACACUAAUUGGAAUGUUUAAUUAUUCUUUUCAUCAUAUUCAAUUUGAAACUGUCAUCGAAUGUAAUACAACUUUUGUGUACUCGUGUCUGUUAUUGCAGAAAGGAAAGACGCCUCUUGAUUUGUAUGAUAAGAAUAAAUGUUUUAAAUACGGCGGUCGAUCGAUCAGACGUGAGAAGAAGGAAGAACUGAAAAAGAUACUUUUAGCCAUGACACUUCCUGCACAAAUUAAAGCCAGAGGAAAAGAUGCAGUUACUGCCUUCGUCAAUGAAAUUGAAAAAGGUGAAAUGACGUUGGUAAAUAGCAGAGUGAUGUUUCUAGGAAAGGAAGGGGCUGGUAAAACCAGCCUUGUAAAUUCCAUUCUUGGAAAACAAUUCAAUAAAAACGAACCAUCAACAAAUGGUAUUGUAACAACAACGGUAUUUCAAACUGGUGAAGACUGCAGCAAGUGGGAGGAACAUAAGGAUGUAGACGUGUGUGAAUUAACCAAGCAAAUACGAGAGUAUAAUAUAGCAGAACAUAUUGCAAGGAAGUUGGAAUCACCAGAAAGCCAGGAAACCACAUCUAUGUCCGUAUCACCCAGUUCUGCAGCAUCUCCAAUGGUAACAUCAAAGGAAGCUAGAAGUCUAACUUCAGAGGAAAGAGAAACUUCUGAUGUGUUUCAGAGCGCUGCAAACGUAUCGUUCGAUAGACUCCCAGAAGAAAUUGUUAAAAAAGUUGUUGCUAAACUUAAUCCUAAACCAAAACGCAGCCUUUUUAAAAGACUCGUUAAGAAAAUAACGAGAAAGAAGACUACUGACAAAAUACCGAGUGAUGUAACAUGUAUAUGGGAUUAUGCAGGCCAAAUCUCAUAUUAUAUAACUCACAGGUUUUUCUUGACAGAUGGAUCGUCAUAUGUCGUUGUUUUUAGUUUGUUUGAGCCUUUGAAUGAAUUGGCAAAAUCAAGAGGUUCACUGAAAGAUCAGUUUGAAAUGACUAAUCUCCAAAUGAUUAUUUUCUGGAUACGGUCAAUAUAUGAGCACGCUGUACUAAAAUAUAAUGCAAGUACGAAAUUGAUAAAUGACACGAUAGCCUCACCCACAAUCAGUUUGGUUGGCACUCACAAAGACAAAUUAAAGGGAAGUAAGAAGGAUAAAAAGAUUCAGAUUGAAGCAAUUUUCAAAAUAAUAUUUGAAGAAAUCAAAGGGAGGCCAUUCGAACCUCACGUAGACAGAAAGAUGUAUGCUGUAGAUAAUACAUCAGCAAAUGACAAAGGGAUUGAAGAAUUAAAGAAAAAUCUCGGAGGUUACACAAAGCAAAUGGCAAAAACAGUUCCCACAAAAUGGGUUGAUUUCCAGUCGAAAAUCCAAGAAGUCGGGAAAACAACACUGCGCAUGUCCUUAGACGAGGUCACUGAGAUUGCUAAUGAUUGUGGAAUUCCGAACGACAACAUUAUCCACAUUCUCAACUAUUUAAGUGAUUGUGGAAUCAUUAUGUAUUCGCCAACUAACAUCAACUUGAAGAACACUGUGAUUACUAACGUCCUCAUGUUGAUUGAAGUCUUCACGAAAGUCAUCACAACAGAAGAUCAGAGACCUGUCGUGAUGGCGUCAAGGCAUCUACUUGAUAAAGGCGUUCUGAGUGAGGCAUUGUUACGUCGUCUGUGGAAACAUGAGUUAGAGGAAGACGACAGCAACUUUGAAGUUUUUAUAGAACUGAUGAAGGUUUUUGGACUGCUCUUUGAGAAACAAAAAUGGUGGCGCCAGAACAUGGAAGUUGAGAAAGACAAAAAGGAGAUGGUAUCAAUUUACGUGACUCCAACGGACUUCCUCCCUGAUGCUGUCUACAGUGUAUUAGUCGUUGCCUUUGUCGACUUGAUCAAAAAGAAAGGUGGAAGCGAUGAUCCAAAAUUGUUUCGGAACCGUAGCGACUUCGACUUUGAUGAUGAUCACUUAGUGAGUCUGGGAGCCGUCAAAAUCAAGAACAUGCAUGCAUUGAAGCUUGAAAUAACACAUCGGAUUGAUGAAUAUGCAAAAGGUGAACAUGAAAUAUCAGAACCGCACCCGAGUGCCUGUAUGGAGGUAUUAAACUAUCUCAAGCAUCAACUGAAGACUGUGUAUGGUACAACAGUAGGAAUCGGUUACGAGUUACGUGUCUUGUGCAGCGUAUGUCAUCCCACGCAGCCACCUCAUUUACAUACUCUUGAGAAAUGUUUAGAAAACGACAGUGUUUCAUGUGGAAAGUAUAAAAUGAAUACAUCUCGUUUUAAGGUCUUGUUUCAAGAAGAUAUUCAAGAUGCAUCCUUGUCUAAGGAUCUACCUCAUAGGCCCAUGUUCACAGAUUCCACACAUGUAGAGCGGAUGCCAGAAAUGUCAGGUAUGCAGUUCAAUGCUUUUAAAAUGGUUGUCUCAAACUGGUAUGAUGAAAACAGAUGUCUUAGUAUGUUGAAAGUGUUGUUCAGAGGUAUGAUGGACAAUGUGAAACUAGCAGAAAUAAAUAAUACGAUAGACUUGCUGAAUGAAUUGGUUGUACGUGGUGAGCUGAGUGCAGAGGAUCCUACUCUACUGUAUGACACCAUCAGAAUAACUGGACAUUUUGCUCUUCAAAAGAAGAUCCAAGAAACACUGCCAUCAUUCCCGGAUGUUAAAGAAGGAACCAUUUCAACAAGUUUCAUUCCACACAGACAAAAACUAAUGAAAUUGGGGAAGACUUUAACUGCAGAUAACGUGGCGCAGAUCGACGGAUUGUAUAAUACACCUCGUAAGAG
This is a messenger RNA of Anneissia japonica, 3172 nucleotides long. RefSeq lists its product as uncharacterized. NCBI's taxonomy places the organism in Eukaryota, Metazoa, Echinodermata, Crinoidea, Comatulida, Comatulidae. Gene Ontology annotation, biological process: regulation of apoptotic process. The record is from RefSeq and is a predicted model, not a curated record. The annotation marks the transcript as partial. The transcript is spliced from 16 exons. Gene Ontology annotation, molecular function: protein binding.